This is a messenger RNA of Hipposideros armiger (great roundleaf bat), 2973 nucleotides long. Its product is annotated as centromere protein H-like. Lineage: Eukaryota; Metazoa; Chordata; Mammalia; Chiroptera; Hipposideridae. Gene Ontology annotation, cellular component: nucleus; kinetochore. Bases 1638 to 2204 code for a protein of 188 amino acids. Gene Ontology annotation, molecular function: kinetochore binding. The record is from RefSeq and is a predicted model, not a curated record. The transcript has a single exon. Gene Ontology annotation, biological process: chromosome segregation; mitotic spindle organization; kinetochore assembly.
UCAGCUUGCCUGAAAAAAUUUUUUAUCCCAGACUAUUUCACAUUGGCUCCAAGUAAACCAGCAGGCCCAAAUACUCUGUACCAGCAGUUUCCUGCUUCAUCAGCCCCCAACAGGCUUCUCUUUCUAGUUACUCACCUUCCAUGUGAGAUGCAGUCAGUCAAAGAGGAAAGCGGCCUUUGUGGAAGUAGUGGCCCCAGAGCUGGGACAGAUGUCUCCUAUCAGGGGACAACGUGAAGUCGGUUUUCAGUGGGCUGACGUUUCCUCUGCUGUUCCAUUACUUCCUGACUGUCCAACGGGAUCCUGGCGCAUCUGUCCACAUUAGUACAUCCCUCUCCUCCUGAGCCCAUGCUUCCUAUAGAGUCCUCAUUUUAUUUUCGUUGUGGUUUGUUUCUUAUAAAUAACUUUCAAGAACUCUAUUUACCCUCUAUCUCAGACUUUCAACUCAUCUCUGUAUUCUUGUGAUGCUUCAUCAAUUCUGAUCUCAUGGUUCUUUUAUUCAUUAGCUUCUUAAAUGCUUGAAGAUUCUAGAGGGGGCGUCUCUGGCUGGUUCAUAACAAAUAGCAGCUUUUUCCAAAUCCUGUUAGACUUUAAACUCAGAGUUUAGAUGUGGCUCUUAAGCAGCUCUUCAAAAAGGUUUGGAGUUAUGAUUAUGAGGUAGUUUAAUCAUUAUGAAAACAGACUGAAUAUGUGAAUAUUGUGGAAAGUCAAAUUAAUCUUAAGCAAAAUUUAAUUUUAGUUGCACAGAGAAGAUUAACAUGAAUACCAUGGCUAGUGAGCAUAUCCAGCCAGUAGCAUAGUAUUUCUAAGUUAUUAUUCAUGGUUUUAAAAAUAACUUUAAUACUUUGCUUUUAUUUUAUUAACUGGCAAUCUUGAUAAUCUUGAGAAUUUUAUACACACACACACAAAUGUACUUGUUGAUUUUGGUGAGUCACUCAUUCCAAAUAUAUUAAAAUUGUGGUUAAAAGUUGGCCUAGUCAAGUCAUUUCUUUAAGAAAAAAAGCUAUACUGCUACUAAACAGCUCAAAAAAUGGGUAGUAAAUAGAAACAAAUUGUUCAAGAGGAAUAUAAAUUUUUCAAGAGAAAACACCUUUUUCUUUUCUUUAUACAUUAUGCUAUUGUUACUUCAUGUAUCUAAUUAUAUUUUUUAUCAAAAUGUAAUAAUCUAAUUAGACAACAAAAGUUUAAUGCCUUUUAUUAUUCGGUAUUGUUUUGGAUAUCAUAGGAGAUUUAAAUUUACUCCUGUAUUAUCCCUACCUACAAUGAGUUUAGAAAAUAGGGGAACCAAACAAACUAAUAAUAUUAAUGGGUAACAUUUGCAGAGCAGUUAAUGUACUCCUAAUGCUAAAUGCUUUAUAAGAAUGAAGACUCAUUGACAGCCAAGUGUCACACAGCAGAACCAGAGUCAAGUGGCAGGAAAAGUGGCUUCUUUUUGAGACGGCGUCUGCAGGUUCUACACGGUAUUUCUUAGAGCCAGCCAGAUGGAGAAGCCAACCCGAGGAGCUCGCGGACUCUGUAGGGAAAGGCGGGCCGUUGUCGGUCGCUGGCGCCCAGGCGGCGUGCUUGGAGGACAGGACCAUAUGACUCUGUUGCUCAGGCUGAGAGCACAAACCAAGCAAUAACUCUUGGAAUAUAAAUCAAUGGUUGAUGCACAUGAAGAAAAAACUCCAGAAGAAAUCAUUCCAGAAAAGCAAAUUGAAACUAAAAUCGAAGACCUGGAAAAUGAAAUUGAAGAGGCGAAAGUUGCUUUUGAAAUGAAAAAGCUUGCAUUAGACAGGAUGCAACUUUCAAUUGCACUUAGAAAAAACCUCGAGAAAAGUAACAUCCAAACUAGUGUGCUCAUGGAUAACAUGGAACAUGUAUUAAAGCUAAAUAAAUUAAUAAUGCAAUCACAGCAGGAAUCUUGGGAUUUGGAGAAAAAACUGCUUGAUGUUCGAAAGAAGAGAUUUGAAUUAAAACAAGCUUCAGAAAGUAAGCUUUUAGAAAUACGGACUGAAAAGAACAAACAAAAAGAUGAUUUGGACAGUAUGGAAAAUUCAGACAAGAUAAAGACCUUACAACGAAACCUACAGAUGGAGAUACAAAUUACUACAGUUAUUCAACAUGUGCUCCAGAAUCUCAUUUUGGGGAGUAAAGUCAAUUGGGCAGAGGAUUCUGCCUUGAAGGAAACUGUUCUGCAGCUUGAGAAGAAUCUUGCCAUGAUCUAAUAAGAAUUCUAUUUUAGCAUUAUUUGUUUCUGCCUUUGGUAUACCAUUUAAAUAGCAAAUUUCAAGUGAAGUGUUUUUUCUCUGCUUUUGGAACUGGUAAUACCACAUUUGUUUUUUUAGCUUACUACUAUAACAUGGAAUCUGUUGUUUUAAAUGUGAUAAUUAAAGUGACUGGCAUACUCUAAAAGAAUCUGAAAAUCUUAGCCUUGCAAGGACCCUGAAAGACAUUAUCUAGUCUAGCUUCCCACUCAAUGGGACAUUUUUUUCUUCAUUCAUGGAAGUCCCAGCUCUCGUUUGGAAUACUUCUGUGCAUUUCUCUGUCUAAAAUAAAAUUUGAAUGAAAUAUAACUGACAGUUUAAAAAAAAUAAAGAUGUGGAUAUGCUUUUCUAAUUUUUCUAAUAUUUUGGUUGACAGAAAUGCACAGAAGUCUGCAAACAAUAGUGGACAAGGUCUGUAGUAAUUCUGAAAUACAGCUUGGCAAAUGAUAGGAGUUGUCCCUUCCUAGGGAUAGGGAACACCUUUUGAUUAGUCUGGUGUGGUCUCUGGAAGCAGUUCUUCAUCCAUGGUUUUUCACUCUGCCCUUCAGCAGGUUCUCCCUUUCCAUUACCUUGGUCAUAUCUGAAGAGGGCAUUAGAGAAUAUUCCCUUCUGAGCAGCUUGCUCAUUUGGGGACCCAAAAAUCUUACAUCUCAGUCACAGUCUUUUAAAAUCCAUGCUAGUGGGCCGCCGAGUGGUUCAGUUGGUUAAGAGUUGGCUUAAGAAUGCAAGC